Messenger RNA from Brassica rapa (field mustard), 7366 nucleotides. Its product is annotated as membrane protein of ER body-like protein. The record is from RefSeq and is a predicted model, not a curated record. Lineage: Eukaryota; Viridiplantae; Streptophyta; Magnoliopsida; Brassicales; Brassicaceae.
CACCUAAAAUAAAGAAUUACGAAACAUAUACAAUACAAUUCUAAUUAAUGAUAAUAUAAAAUCUGUUACUUCUAAAACUAUACACUAUUUUUUCCAUUUUGAAUGAAAGUAUCUUCGUAAACACACAAAAUAUUUUGUGACGUUGCAAUUAUACAUACACACAAUAUCUGACUCUUCAUACUGACGUUACUGUGUUCCCUCUCGUGAGGUACGGGCUGAGAGAGAACACAGGAUGCAGACCGAUCAUGUUCUUAUGCCCGCACAGGGUGCGGGUCGGUCACCUAGUUUUCAUUACUUGUGUAUAGAAUUCUAUUAAUUGUUAUUAACUUUUAAGGUAAGAAAUUAAUGGUAUAAUAGGAGAAAAGAAAAAAGAAUCAUUUCAAUUAUUAAAUGUCAUUGUACCUUUUAAUAUAUAGAUAUAUAAAUAAAAGUUAUUUUUUUAUAAUUUUCAAAUAUAUGGUUUUAAAUUUGAAAUUUUUUAUAUAAAAGCUUUCAAUUUUUUUUUUCAAAUUGUUUUUUUUUAAUUCUUUUUGAAUUUCUAAAAUUCUUUUUAAAACUAUUUUAAUUUUUUUUUUUACUUUUAUUAAAUUUUUAAUAUUUGUUUUCUACUUUUAUGUUAAAGUUGUAAUUUGUAUUAUUUCAUUGUUCAAUUUUGUGUGUUUUUGUAUGCGAGUGUUUUUUUUUGCAUAGAUUUCAAAAAUCUUAUGAGUAUAGAUGAUAUUCUCAAAGUUUAGUCUUAUGAGUAAAAACAAAGAGAAUUUACAUCCCAAUAACAAUAGAUUUUAAUAGAAUCUUAAAAUCAAUGAAAACUAAACUUUUCCAAUAACAAAAGAUUUUGAGUGGAAUUUAAAAAUCAUCAUCCCAAUAAAAAUGGAUUCUAAUUAAAUUUUAAAAAUCCAUAAACCAAUAACAAUGGAAUCUCAAAAUUUAAUAAUUCCUCUUGAAUUCUUCUACCAAUAACCCCCUCUUAAGUCUUAAUAUAACUAAUUAAAUGGUCCAACUAUGACUUUUCAAUAGUAGAUAAAAAAUAUAACUUUAAAUUAAUAGAAUAGAUAUUUAAUUUUAUAAAUAUAUGUUAGUUUUACAAAUUUAAAACAUGUUAUAUACAAAAAAUAUAUGUUUUUAUACAUAUAUAUAUAUAUAUAUAUAAACACUUUGAAUAAGUAUUUUUAAACUUAUAAGUUAAUUAAAAAGAGAAGUGAAAGUGAAAAAAACAAUAUAAUAAAUAUUGUAAUGGGUAUAGACUUAAUUUUGUUGUUUGCUAUAGUCAUAUCGCCAAAUUUCCUUUGAUUAAAUACAAUUUCAAUUCUUUAAAUCCAUUGGUCCAAAGGCUAUAGCAAACAAUGGGUUUAAAGAGUUGAAAAUUUGAAAUUGUAUUUAAUCAAAUGAAAUUUGGCGAUAUGACUAUAGCAAACAACAAAAUUAAGUCCCAAGAUUGCACAUUGAAGAGAUUGAAGAAUUUCUUUGGACUUGAGACUUAAUCGAGUACAAGUUCUGUCUAACCAUAAUCAACACUCUCUACACAAAUGUUAAUGAGUCGAUGACUAUGUUUUCCGAAAUGCACGACUUAGAAAAUAGAAAUGUAGUACAUAGACCUCCGGCUUAAUUGUACUUAAAUGAACUACUCAGGAAUUGACACUACCACGAUCAUACCUUAGUAUAUUGCACCCCUUGCUGGGCAUUUUCAUCAUUACUCACAAGUGAAUUAAUGGUCUAAGAGCAUUUGCAAUGUAUACUUCUAUAUUUUUUUUUAAAACAGAGAUUUUUAUUAUAGAGGUAUAAUUUCUUCAAUGUAUGUUUCUUUCGUAGAGUUUCUUUAUUUUAGAAAAAAAUAUAGAAAAAAAAUAUUUUUUGUCUCUAUUUUUAUAGGUAAAAUAACAUAUCUCUAUAUUUUCUUUUAUAAAUAGAAAAAUUCUGUUAUAGAUGUAUACAUUGGAGCAGGGCUGUCCCUCCCAUAAGGCCAGUGAAGCUGGAGCUUUAGGCCACAAAAUAAUUUACAAUUUUUGAGGCCACAUUUUUUAAUAAUGAUUAUAGUUAGGUUAAAACAUUAAUUUUCACAUUUUGUUUCGGUUGGAGUCUUGGAUCUUCAAAGUUAAAUAUGUUGGACUUGUAACGUUUCCACUAUUUUUCUAUUUUGACAUGUGUGUUUUUCUCUUCUAUUUGAGUAACUUAUUUGUUAUUCUUUCUAUUUAUUUAUUUUUGUUACUAAAGAUAAUAAUAAUAGUUAAAAAAGAAAAUAAUAAUAGUUCAAACAAACUAGUGAUUUUAAUUUAUUAAAAUAUCCACUACUGAUUUAAUAUUCAUCUGAAUUUUUAUUUAUACUUUUUAUUUAUAACUAAACUACUAUAUCAUUUUAUAUUUUAAACAAAAAUAUUAAAUAUAUUUUGGAUCAAAAAUAUUUAAAAAAAUUAAAUAUAUGUUACCACAUAAAUUUGCUUUAGGCCACGAAAUCUACUGGGACGGCACUGCCAAUAGCUUAGUAGAAGUUUAUAUUUGAGCCGUUUAAUGAUUUCAGAAAAGUAGAAAGACACUAAGAAUUCCUUUUAGCUAAUUCUCAUAAAUUAUUUUUAGUAAUAUAAGGAAAUCUGGAUCUAACUUUGGUCGAUACAGAUUGGAAAAUAUGCUUAAGUAAAUACGGAAGUGAUCCUUGUAAUACGUCAGCAAACGUGUUGCACGCCAAAUUAUUUCGGAAUGUUUACACGGAGUAUUUUAUUGUAAGAUGCGACUUUCUUAUUAUUAUAGCGAAAACAAGUACUAAGGUUGUAAACAAACAAUAUUGUAUCGUAUGUCCAGUUAGUAUUUGUCAUAUUUUUCCAUGUUUUUAUUUCGUGUUAUUAUGAGCUGUGCUUGAUCUAGAUAGGAGUCUGUUGCCGGCAAAAUAAAAAGUCUUCUCUUCUUAUCGAAAAUAAAAAAAGAUUCAAUUGAGUUGGGACAUUCAACGUGAAAUGAGUCCAGUCUUUCCAUCUCUUUCGUCAUCUCGGUGACGAUGAUCUUCUGUCAUCCAUAUGAUCUGACCAAUGUGAUAAUUAUUUAGCUUUUAACAUAAGACUAUAUAUAAUAAUAUGUAUCUUUUUAAAUUAAUAAUUCUCUAUUGUAUAUAAAUGUAAAUAAAACUAAUAAUUUAUUAGUAAAUAUUUAAAAUAUGAAAAAGCUGCACUAAAUUUCUUAUUUAUAUGUCUUGGUAUAAAUUUCUAAGAAAAUAAAUAUCUUUUAAUAAAAUAUUAAUUUAAUCUUGUAUUUACAGUUUAAAUACUAAAAUUUAAUAUAAUUGGCUGCGUUCAUAUUUAAAAAAGACAUAUUGGAAUACCCACUAAUAAUGAUCUAAAUCCCUUAAAGUAAAGCUUCAGCUAGUUUUUAUUUCUGUUAGCUCGACUAAAUUUUUGUUCGGAGGAUUAAGCUAUGGUGUAAAUACUAUGAUGACAGUAUCAAUAGUUUAUAAUUCAAUUAACUUCAAUGAAAAUUGAAACUAAUAUAUGUGAGCAUACUUAAAAACAUUCAAAACUUAAAUUUAAGUACAAUCUAAAUUCAAUAAUAAAUAUGUAAAAUAAGGCUAAUGUUUUGCUUUUUUUUUUUGUAAAAUCCCACAAAGUAUUGGGUUGUAUAUAUAUUACUUAAACAGUAGUUUUCUGUUAGUUAAUUAAAGUUCCAUAGUUUUGGUUUUAUUGUCUAAAAUAUUGUCAUGUAGAAACGUGCUGAUAGGCGGCAAAGUCAAAACACUUCAUCAUCAUCGGACAAUCAAUAAUUCGAUAUGAAUAUGAUGCUAUAUAAGCAGAAGACAUCAUCAUCUUAUUAAGUACAUUUUGAACUGAAGAAGAGACAGAGACUUCUCUUGAUCUCAGUCUCUCUUUUGUUCUCCUUUUUCCUUUCUUUUGGCCCUUCCUGUCUUCCACCUUGUCCUCUUUUGAUGGCGUUCGCCGAAGUCAUGGAGCUCACCACCGGGACAGAAAAGCACCACCAGGAGGUAGAAAUGAAAGAAGAGGACGACCAAGUUGUCGGGUUGGAGAGAAAAACGUCGUCGUUGGCUCAUGAAAAGAGACCCGAUAGUGCAGAUAGCAGUACUAUCACCACUACCAACACAAGCUCGUCUUCUAGCUUUUCUGGUGAUGGAGAGCGUGUCACGAUAGAGAGUCUGGAGGUCUAUGAGUCAGCGGAGAAAGAAAUCGGAUUUCACGGUGAGCACGACGACGUGAACAAUGGCAACGUCUACUUGGACGUACACCAAGGUUGGUAGUAACUAAAGCCUUCUAAUUAUAUUUCAUGUUUUGAGCUGUCCUCUUUGGUUCCGUUCCCUUAUUUUGCAUGCGGACAUGAUUCAAACCUAGUAGGCUAUAAUUAGAUAGUUACUUAUUUAGGAAAAAUUUAAUGAUACGUUACAGCUAGUGCAUGGUGAUGAGAAGUCAUUUGUUAUGAUUUGUUGCUUGUGAAUGAAGGAAUAUGGAAAUGUCAUCACUGUGAUUUGUUAUGUUUUGAGACCAAAGGUCAGUCCUGUGUUAUAGGGCUUCUUUGACCAACAACUUCUUUUUUUUAGAGAUUAGAUCUUUCCUCUCAUGUUGAUAUUGGUUGAGUUGUGGUGACUAGUUGACAAUGUGUUGCUUGGUUGAAGAUGACAUCAUGUAUAACUGAGAUUCUGGUUAAUUCUUCUUAUGUUAGGUUCUGAGUCAUCUGAUGCGGAAUCUGAUGAUCAUGAGUCCCAAACUGUUGACCACUUGAAUGGGAAGAAAAAAGUGACAGAGUUUGAAAAGGGUUCAUCUUCUGAGGAGAGCAAAGGAUCACGUGAGAUCGAUGAAGUACAAGACGGUGAUAUCCCUGAAGAGGUGGAGGUGAUAGAGGAGGAGGAAGUGGACAUCGAAGAUGUUAAAGAUUACAAGGCGAAGGAACUGGUGGAGAACCAAAAGACACCUGAUCUAUUAUGUCCAAAAUGCAAGAAUUGCAUCACCAAAGUGGUUGUCCUCAAGAAAAGGGUCCUCCUCAGGAAAAAGGUUGCCCACAAGAAAAAUAAGCAGAGCAACCCUAAUGUGCCGGAGAGGCCUGCAGCGACAAGGCCUAGCGGGACUGAUGAUAAUCUUCGUUCGGAAGACAAUAUGAAAUCUGCUGUUAGUAGUGAAAACCCUAUAACUGGGUCCUUUUUCUACAAGUGCUUGUCCUGCUUCAGCAUAUUCAAUAUCGAACCCAUAGGUACAUUAUUGGUGGGUUCAAAUCCGGUUCCUCCCAGUGAAGUUAACGUGGGGAUUAACACUCAGCUAAAGCCUCCACAGGAGCCUACAGGCUGUUCCAACUGGAUCGUUUCAAUGAUUGGAAUUAAGAAAAACGAACAACUAGAAGAUAAAGCAAUGCCUAGUGUCCCGGAAGCUAAUCGGCCACGUGAUAACCAUACCCCUUUGGUAGUAGAUACGGCAGCCCCAUCUCCUGUUCAGGAUGAUGCAGUAACUUUGAUUCAAGGCAAAGUACGUCUCUCCCCGAUUCAACCACAACAUGACGUGAACGUACCAAAGGCAAUCACUAGUGGACCCAAUGAUUCAAGAGUAGAUAUUCGACAACUCCCAGUGAGUUCUCUGGAAGGAGAGACUCUAGAUGAUCCGUUACUGCCACCAGUUGUUGAAAGACGUAAACCGGAGAUCUUGAAAAGUAUCGUAUAUGGAGGUCUAACAGAAGCAAUCACAAGCCUCGGUGUUAUCUCAUCCGCCGCUGGUUCUGGUGCUUCAACAUUGAACAUUUUGGUAUUAGGGCUUGCAAACUUAUUUGGAGGGCUUAUCCUCAUUAUUCAUAACCUCCAAGAACUCAGAGAGGAGGAACCCAUCAUAGAAACAACAGCGAAUAACGGUGAAGAAGAAACUCGGUACAAGCGACUACUAGGACGAAGAGAAAACUUUAUGCUUCACGCAACACUCGCAAUUGUAUCUUUCAUAAUCACCGGACUACUCCCACCUGUUGUUUACUACUUCUCAUUCAGAGAAACACACAACAAAGACUACAAAGUCGCAUCCGUUUUCGGUGCAUCUCUGAUAUGCAUCACCUUCCUCGCUCUAGCCAAAGCUCACGUGAGGAACCCGAGAGGCAGCUACCUAAAGAGCGUCCUGUACUACGCAACGAAUGCUGUAUCGGUGUCGGGGAUUACCUACGUGGUUGGUAACGUUGUGAAUCAGUUGCUUGAGAAGUACGGAUGGUCUGAUGGGUCUGAAACUCCGGCUGGGGAGAUGAUGCUUUCGCUUAUGGGGAGAAAGGCUGUUAGCUUUUGCAUCUCUCCUUUGACUUGCAAAAAAAUCCACCAUUAUUUUCAUGAUAUGAUGGAAGUUACAAACUCACAUGAUUCACCAAACAAAGGACGUCGUCUCACCCCGAUGCGAUCAUCUCUCCCCGUAUCAACACAGCAAAAGAUGGCCAAUGAUGACAGGAAAAAACCACCAAAGAAAAAAGGACGUCUCACCCCGAUGCGAUCAUCUAUCCCCAUAUCAAACCCAGUGACUCUAGCGGAACCGUUACUGACACCAGUUGUUGAAGGACGUAAAGUGGAGAUAUUGAAAAGCAUCGUAUAUGGAGGUCUAGCAGAAGCAAUCACAAGCCUCGGUGUUAUCUCAUCUGCCGCUGGUUCUGGUGCUUCAACAUUGAACAUUUUGGUAUUAGGGCUUGCAAACUUAUUUGGCGGGCUUGUUCUCAUUACUCAUAGUCUCCACGAAAUCAGAAAGGAGGAACUACCCAUUAGAGAAACAACAGCUGAAAGCCAGACCAACGGUCAAAAAGAAACUCGGUACAAGCGACUCUUGGGACGAAGAGAAAACUUCAUGCUUCACGCAACAAUCGCAAUCUUAUCCUUCAUAAUCACCGGACUACUCCCACCUGUCGUCUACUACUUCUCAUUCAGCAAAACACACAACAAAGACUACAAAGUGGCAUCAGUUUUUGGCGCAUCUCUUAUAUGUAUCGCCUUGCUCGCUCUAGCCAAAGCCCACGUGAGGAACCCGAGAAGCAGUUAUCUGAAGAGCGUUAUGUACUACGCGAUAACUGCUGUGUCUGUGUCGGGGAUUACGUACGUGGUUGGUAACGUUGUGAAUCAGUUGAUUGAGAAGUACGGAUGGUCUGAUGGGUCUGAAACUCCGGCGGGAGAGAUGAUGCUUUCACUUAUGGGGAGAAAGGCUGGUGGCUUUGGAUACUCAUCAUCGUACUGAACACAGAAUCCAAGGUCGGGUUACUUUUCUCUUUUACUCUGCUUUGUGAGCUCUUGAUAAACCUUUGUGUGUGUGUGUGUGUGUUUUACCUUAUGCCAAAUCUUUGUUGUGUGUACGUAGUCGUUUCCAAGUGUAGGAAGCACAAAAUAAUAAAUGGUGGCUGUAUUCGAAUUUAUUUUUUGUAUCUUACCAGAUUUAUGUGA